AUGCCAUCGAGCAGCUUGUCUACAGUUCUCCGAAAGAGAAACAGACAAUGGUCGAGAGCAUCAAAGUCGUCAAAAGCCAUUCUUUCAACCAGCAAGAGGGACCCCGGAUCCACAAACACCGCGCAGGAGAAACGAAAUCCUAGCCGGGCCCAGCGAUCCGCCUUUCGUGACGAGCUGAUCAAGCUCAGCAACGCUGUCCAUCUAGAACAGCUGUACACCCUCUGGUGCCCGAUUAUGGGCUGGUGCGAAGCCAUUACCCUCCAAGCCGCGCCACUAUUCCCGCAAAUUCAGGGCCAAGCGACAAUAAACACUAUCUUCGGCAAGGAGCGGCCGGCCGAGUUGUUCUCGGCCACGAACGGCAUUUUGAUCUCGAACUUUAUCCGGAGGUAUCUUGAUGCUGGGAAGAUCGUUAUCGUGCCGGACGUGCCGGACCGUCCAUGCCGCUUCGAGUUCCUGCGCUGGAUGUGGGGAGGCCCGGCCGGGGAGUUUAAGCUUCGAAUCAUCGAUCCCGAAUGGGACCAGCUGGACAAGGCAGUCACGGUGUUUUUCGACGUCAAGUGGCGGGACCUUGACGGGAGGCGGUUGGUCUUUCGGAGUGAUUUUCGACCGGAGGUGCGGUACCUCUAUUUCCACUAUUGUUGCCAGAUUAUGCGACGUGCCUGUGAGGUUAAGAGGAAUGGGAGCGGGGGUGGAUAUGAGGAUCUGAAGGACGAAGUUGGUCGGCCUUUUUGGGAGGGUAGUGGCAGAUAUCUGCCGAAGAACAUGUUGUUGGCGUUGGCGGAGGAGGAGGGCCAUGGCCAUGAUGCCAAAGAUGUGCUGCUGCAAGGGGCAGCAUGUGGCAGGGGCCGUGAUAGGGAACUGCUGGAUGCAUGCUUAGCUUCUAUUGAAAGGGCGGGAGACUUCGAGGAUACCGGAUGGGAAGAAAGUGAUAAUGAAGAAGAAGAAGACGAUGAUGAGGAGGAAAUUGAUGAGGAUGGCUCUUCAACGGCAGACGAUGGAGAAUCGGCCCUGGCCUGA
Messenger RNA from Aspergillus mulundensis, 1017 nucleotides. RefSeq lists its product as uncharacterized. Lineage: Eukaryota; Fungi; Ascomycota; Eurotiomycetes; Eurotiales; Aspergillaceae. The record is from RefSeq and is a predicted model, not a curated record. Bases 1 to 1017 code for a protein of 338 amino acids. The transcript has 2 exons.